AUGGGUGCAGAGCGACAAGGAGAGCGACGAGCGAGAAUCUCAAAUUUCAAAUCUGGGAAUGGCAGUCUUUCUGGGGGUGGAACUGGAAAUCAGGCUGGUUUCCAAGCGUCCCAAGGUACAGAAGAGGACAAGGAGAUAGUCAAAUCAGUGGAAGAAAAAGAUUCCAAAACAGGGGACCCACACAAUAGAGGGCUAUUGGAAGUUAAAAAUAUUUCUGAUCCAGUAACAGGGGUUGUUGCUAUCUCUGUUCCGGAUAAGCUGGAAAACAAGAGGUUGUCUGCUUCUCAAGGGAGAGGCAAGAGAAAGCUGGAGGAAGGCGAACCCAGCAAGGAGGAGGCCACUCCGAGCAAAAAAAGAAAGAGCACCACUGGGAUGAAAGCCCAUGAUAAUAAGAAUGAUAUAGAGGAAACUGGAAAAGAGGGCAGUGAAAUGGAAAAGGAUGAGUCAGGGGGCAACGAUAACAGCCAGCCUAUGGUGGAUAAGGAUGAUAAGGAUAAUGACAAAAAAGAUAUGGAUUCUGAGAGGGAGAAGAACAAGGAACCCAAGAAGGAAAUGACUAAGGAUAGUCUGAGUAAGGAUAAGAAGAGUGCCGAAGAAGGGUUAUUCCUGGAUAACCUUAAAAAACUUACUGAGGGUAGAUUGGGUUAG
This is a messenger RNA of Cryptomeria japonica (Japanese cedar), 648 nucleotides long. Its product is annotated as pheromone-processing carboxypeptidase KEX1-like. The coding region runs from base 1 to 648 and encodes 215 amino acids. The record is from RefSeq and is a predicted model, not a curated record. The transcript has 4 exons. Lineage: Eukaryota; Viridiplantae; Streptophyta; Pinopsida; Cupressales; Cupressaceae.